AUGUCGAGUUCAAAAUAUGAACAGCUGUCGGUCAAAACAGAUAACGAGGAAUGCCUAUUUACUAAUAAACCCAAAGGAAAAUGGUCUGAUGUGUGUUUCCAAAAAGGGCUCUUAUCACUUGGGCUAAUAUUAUUGUAUUUUUCCUUAUCCAUUGGUCUCACAUUUUACCAAAGAUGGCUUUUAAAGGAUUUUCAUUUUCCCCUCACAGUGGUUAUGUAUCAUUUAAUUGUGAAAUGGAUUUUAUCUGUAUGUGUACGGAUGAUAUUGGAAAUAAUAACUGGGCAACCGCAACUUAUGCUUCCGUUUCUAACUUGCUUAAGAUCUGUUGGUCCGACUGGCCUUGCUAGUGGCAUUGAUGUGGGAUUUUCCAACUGGGCUUUGGAGUUAGUCACUAUAUCUCUAUAUACAAUGACGAAAUCUACAACCAUCAUUUUUAUUCUAGGCUUUGCUAUACUUCUUGGACUUGAGAAAAAGUCAUGGUCCUUAGUUGGAAUUGUCUUGACAAUAGCAACUGGACUAAUCAUGUUUACAUACAAUGCAACCCAAUUUAACUUGAUGGGCUUCGACUUCUUGCUUCUUGCAUCCUUCGCUGGAGGACUACGUUGGACAUUUGCUCAGCUUCUCAUGCAGAAAUCUAAACUUGGUUUGCAUAACCCUGUAGACAUGGUGUUCCAUGUACAACCUUGGAUGUUCCUAUCAUUGCUCCCAUUUAUGAUUGCCUUUGAAGGUUUCAAAUGCUUUGACAACCUAUUGGCUUUGCCGCCUGGAGAACUGGCUCCCACAAUGCUCAAAGUGUCUGUGGGUGCUACAAUAGCGUUUGCUAUGGAAAUAAGCGAAUUCCUUGUUGUUACAUACACAUCUAGUCUUACAUUAUCUAUUGCCGGCAUUUUUAAGGAACUUUGUAUUCUAGUCUUAGCAGUAGAAGUAAGUGGUGAUCAAUUGAGUCCGAUCAAUGUAGUCGGCUUGGUUGUAUGCUUAUUGGGGAUCACUGGCCACAUUAUUCACAAGGUCUUAGUUAUAAAGCGAGUGGCUGGAUCAGUCCGUAUCCUAGAAGAUGAUGAUUUUGAAACGAUAGGUAGAACGAGAGCUCCUAAGUUAAAGGAUGACCGCCAUGAACCUUUGCUAGAAGACCAGAAGUGGCAAGAGGGGAGCGAGGAAAGCGAUAUCGACAGUAGUGUUGUCAUAUACGAAAUAGUGCAAAGGAGAGAUGGCAGCUAG
Messenger RNA from Leptosia nina, 1218 nucleotides. Lineage: Eukaryota; Metazoa; Arthropoda; Insecta; Lepidoptera; Pieridae. The record is from the annotation of a GenBank genome assembly.